Diachasma alloeum is the source of this 3009-nucleotide messenger RNA. RefSeq lists its product as uncharacterized. The transcript is spliced from 3 exons. NCBI's taxonomy places the organism in Eukaryota, Metazoa, Arthropoda, Insecta, Hymenoptera, Braconidae. Bases 1 to 3009 code for a protein of 1002 amino acids. The record is from RefSeq and is a predicted model, not a curated record.
AUGCUGCAUUCGUCUCAGUUGUCAGCUGAGCUUGUGUCUGCCUCUGGAGCGAGACUUCCCCUGCAGCCAUCACUCAUCAACAUCAACGAGUUCCUCCCGCAAGAUCUCCAUAAUCUCAGACGCGCUGUGAGGACUGCUGCCAAGGAGAGAGGCUUUCAUACCUUCAUUCGAAAUGGAGCUGUCUUCAUAAAGAAAAAGAAGGAGGAUACUUCUCCCGCUCCGCUUUCGCUCAUUCCACAUUGCUACCUUGAGCACAGUCAGGCGGCAGCCAUGCUGGAAUUGGAGGGUUUGCGUGUCUGUCAUCUGAAUGUGAACUCUCUCAGAGCUCACAUUGAGAGAGUCAGGCUCUUCUUAGAAUCUCAUCCUCCAUUUAAAGUUAUCGCCAUAUCAGAGACUAAGCUUUGCCCUCUUAUUGAUGACGAUUUCGUUUCGCUGGAAGGCUAUAGGCUCUUCAGACGUGAUCGCAAUACGCGUGGUGGCGGGGUAGCUUUUUUCAUCAAUAACUGCUUCAGGGUCACAGUUCUUGCAUCUUCCUCUCAUGUGUGGACUAAAAGACCCGGUUUCCCCGAGUAUCUGUUCUGUGAAAUAUCCUGUCAUGGUGUCUUUCCAGUCUUUGUUGCAGUGGUAUAUAGGCCGCCACAUGCUCCUUUCUUCCAGGGUAAUGACUUCAUCUCCUCUCUACAGGGGUUUCUUCAGGAUUAUAGCUCCAAGGUCAUCCUUGGGGAUUUCAAUGCCGAUCAGCUGCCUGUCAGUUAUUGGAAGACAGAGGCCCCCUUUGUGGAUGCUCACGAUCUUAUCACUGCAACAAUACAGGCUGUCCUGCCUCGCCCAUCUGUGAGUAAGGACUUCACUUACAGGGAUUUUGCCGCUCUGGAUCUUGAUGUGCUAUUGUCGCAGCUUGCUGGGAGUGAGUGGUCGGUGUUCGAUGGCCUGUCGUCUCCAGACGAAAUGACUGCGUGUCUGGGCGGUAAUCUUGGCGUCGCUAUGGACGCUGCUGUCCCGCUCAAGACGGUAAGGGAGUCCUCGAAGCGCAAGCCGUGGUUUACUGAUGAGAUCAUUGCUCUUGUAGUGGAGAGAGAUCGCCUUUACCGUGUAUACAAACGUACUCACUCUCGUCAGGCACUCUUAAUCUAUCGCACGGCUCGUGAUCAUGCUCAUCGUGAGGUUGAGGUGGCACGUCAACUUUUCUUCCAGCGCAGGCUGGAGCCUCCCUCUGACCCUUCGCUUAUCUGGAAGGAGCUCAGAAGGCUUGGUGUGGUGACUGGGGAUGACUCAAGACCCGAUUUCGAUCCUGAUGUCUUGAAUCGUUGCUUUACUGGAGUGUCCUUUGACGAGACAGAGCUUUCGCUGGAUGGGUUCUUGAACUCGGCUGAGCUAGGGGCCAUUCCUCCUGCCGUGGGUUUCUCCUUCAGGCCAGUCACUGCUGAUGGGGUACAGAAGGCUGUUCGGCAUUUCUCUACCGAAGCUAAAGGGACUGAUGGUGUUCCCCGGUCGGUGGUUGUGGCUGCCCUGCCGAUUCUAACACCUCAUCUAGUGAUGCUCUUUAAUAUCUCUUUCGCUCGGUCCUGCUUUCCCUCUGAGUGCAGGAGGUCCCUUAUUAUUGCGCUUGGCAAGGUGAAAAACCCUGUGUCACCUAAUGACUUCAGGCUGAUUGCCUUGCUCUGUUUCCUCUCCAAGGUGCUGGAGAAACUUGCUUCCCAGCAAAUCUCCGGCUUUCUUGCUGAGCGCUUCAUUCUGGACUCCCUGCAGACGGGCUUUCGUCCAUUCAAUGGGACGCAGACGGCGCUAUGGAAACUGACAGACGACAUUAGGACAGGUAUUGACAGACGGCAGCUGACGAUGCUACUGUUAUUCGACUUCAGCAAGGCGUUCGUUUCCGUUUGUCAUGUGUUGCUGCUGCGGAUGCUGUUAGGCUAUGGCUCCUCAGCUUCUUCAGUGAGGUGGCUUGCAUCAUAUCUGGGUGGUCAUUCGCAGGCUACACUAGGCGGGGCGAGUGACUGUUCAUCUUUCUGUCAUCUGAACAGAGGAGUUCCGCAGGGAUCUGUUCUAGGUCCUCUGCUAUUCCUCCUGUUCAUUAAUGAUGUCGGUGUAAACGUGGGGCCUGGAGUUCGGCAUCUGAUAUAUGCUGAUGAUCUCCAGAUUUACCUGACCUUUCCACGUGAGGAGUUAGAGGAUGCCACUCGUCGCAUGAGCAACGCUGCUAACCGUGCGAUAGACUGGGCUAAUGCAAAUCGGCUGAAGCUGAAUGUGGCGAAGACGAAAGCCAUCAUUUUUGGCUUUAAUGUCUUCGUUAACGAUGUCUAUUCCUUGCCUGAUUUGUCUGUCAGCGUUGGUGGCUCUGCAAUUCCAUUUGAUACUUCCGUACGCAGCCUGCGAGUGGUUCUGGAUAACAAGCUCUCUUGGAAGGGACAUGUGGCGUAUGUGACGCAGAGGGUUCACUCUGUCAUGUACCGCCUCCGGUUCUUUAGAGCCAGUACCACUCUGGGUCUGCGUAAACACCUCAUUCAGGCUUUGGUGUUCCCCCUGAUCGACUACUGCUGUCUUGUAUAUGAUGGUCUGUCUGGUGUACUUGCUACUGUGAUUCAGCGUCUCAUCAAUAUGACGGUUAGAUACAUCUUUGGGGCAAGGAGAGACGAGCACAUCACUCCCUAUCGUCUGCGGCUUAGGUGGACGACGUGUGAGGUGCGCAGAACGUACUUCCUCGCGUGCCUCACUUACAAGAUCCUCCGCUUUGGUCAGCCGGUGUAUCUGGCUGACUUUUUUGUGGCCAGUCGGGCCGUGCGGCCGGUGAGGGGUGAGGUGACUCCCCUUAUGAUCAAGCCUUUCAGGACUGAAGCCAUGCGAUCCUCCUUCCACGUAUCUGCGGCUUAUUUGGGGAACUCAAUUCCCUCUGCAGUGCGGGACCUUCCCACACUGUCGUCCUUCCGACAGACGUUUCACUUUACCUCAGGCUCCUCCAUUAUUUACAAAAAAUAUUUGUUGACAAGAUCGCCACGAAAGAAAAACUAG